Messenger RNA from Corythoichthys intestinalis (scribbled pipefish), 3980 nucleotides. RefSeq names its product zinc finger protein OZF-like. NCBI's taxonomy places the organism in Eukaryota, Metazoa, Chordata, Actinopteri, Syngnathiformes, Syngnathidae. Gene Ontology annotation, molecular function: RNA polymerase II cis-regulatory region sequence-specific DNA binding; DNA-binding transcription factor activity. The record is from RefSeq and is a predicted model, not a curated record. The transcript has 3 exons. Gene Ontology annotation, biological process: regulation of transcription by RNA polymerase II. Bases 89 to 1348 code for a protein of 419 amino acids.
GGUUGCUGCCAUUACGAGACAUUUUUGUUUUGAGUUUUGUCCAUAUUGGUUUAAACCAGUAAUCAGCAAUUCUUCAGGUCGCUUAAAAAUGUGGAAGAUCGAAAUGUUAAGAAGGUUGCUAAAUGAGCGACUGAGUGCAGCCGUUGAAGAAAUUCUUGUCGUGUAUCAGAGAACGAUAGAGGAGUACGAGGAGGAACUUAAUCGAACGAAAGAGCAACAACGUCUAUUUCUAGAAGGGCUUUUCAAGAAUCCGUCAGCUGAUCUGCAAAAAUCAGACAUCAGCGAAGUUGAUCUUCAACCUGAGCAGCAUAACUGGAGUUACAUGAUGGAAGAACCUCUCAAGCAAAUGAAGGCGGAAGAACCCUCGUGCAAUAAUUUGGAUGAAGAGAAAAGUAUUUCAACGUUGUCGCUGACAAAUGUGAAGAAUGAAGUUGAAUGCCAAAGCGACAGUCUUAUCGUUACACCACAAGCAGCAGGAAAUGACAAUGAAGAUGUUUCCUCAAAGGCCCCCCGCAUCAAGGAGGAGGAGGACGAACACGACAUCGGAAUAGACUUCCCGGUGAUCCACGUCGUCAUUAAGGGUGAAGACGACAAGGAUAGGCCUCAAUCUUCGCAGUGUCACAGUGGCGAAACGGCGCUAAUAAGUAGCGACUACGUAACGGCACACUCUCUCAGCACGGACGACGCCGAAUACCUGAACACCGACGGAACGUGUCAUGCAGACAAGAAAAACUUGACGUGUUCCAUUUGUGGGCGAACACUUUACGACAAGAAAACCUUGAAAGUCCACAUGAGGACGCACACAGGGGAGCGACCUUUCAUCUGCACUGUUUGCGGAAAAGCCUUCGCCCAGAGGGGGAACUUGAUCAAACACACCCGAACGCACACCGGAGAGAAACCCUUCACAUGUCCCGUUUGCAGCACCAGUUUUAGCGAUAGUUCCACGUUAGUUAAGCACAUCAGAAGACACACAGGUGAAAAACCUUUCUGCUGUCCGCUGUGCGGCGAGCGAUUCUCACGCAAGUCCAAUUUGACCACGCACACCAGAACGCACACUGGAGAGAAACCGUUCGCGUGUUCCGUGUGCGGCACCACAUUCAGCGACCGCUCCACACUGAAUAAACACAUGCGAACGCACACGGGUGAGAAACCAUUCAGCUGCUCGGUGUGUGGGCAAAGGUUCACCCAAAAGGGACACAUGACAACACACACCAGAAGACACACCGGAGAAAAACCUUUCGAAUGCUCCGUUUGUCAUACCAGUUUCAGUGACCGAUCGACUUUUGUCCGGCAUGUAAGACGACACUCCAGACAGCCGCAUUUGCCUGCCAGUGAGGAGAUGAAAUGAAAAGACUAUAAAUGGCAAAUAGUUGCCAAUGAGUUAAAACACUAGAAUACACGAUGUUAGUGUUAGAUUUAGUAUACAUUGUAAAUAAGUGGUCUCCAACCCUGUCCUCAAAGGCCCACUGUGGGUGCAGGAUUUCAUUCGCACCUAGCAAGAUGACUACACCUUUUCACCAAUCUGGUGUUUUACAAGUACAAUCAGGCGAUUAGGGCUGCCCCAAACGACUAAUUUCCUCCCGAUUAGUCAGCCGACUAUUUUUACGAUUAGUCGACUAAUCUAAUUUUUUUUUUUUUUUUUUUUUUUUUUACUACUUUAAUAAUGAAUUUUUUGUUCAAGCUUAUUUACAAAAAACAUUUUGGAACACCUAAAUUAUUUAUUAACGUAUAAAUAAAUAACGUAAAUACCAAUAAUAAUCACAAACAAUGAGGUCAAAUGCUGCUGGCAUUAACUUGUGCAAAAAAAUGUAAACGGAAACACUGUGACUUCACUUCUUUAACAGGAGUCAAAACAAUUCUUACUCUUUUUGUGGUAUGUCAUUGUCUAUAUAUUUCUAAAUGUUAAAAUGAAUUGCAAUGUCCCGGACAACCAUUUUCAGAAUACUUUGUGUGAGUUCAGAUGCUUUUUCUGGUGUGCAUGCCGUAUUUUGGGGGGUUGCGGAAAACUGUUCAACUUUUGUUUGUUUUAACCUGAAAAAAGAUAAAGUAGAGGGCACACUGAAAUAUUACCACAAUUAUUUUGAAUGAAAGGCACGCAUACCCACAGUAACAAAAAUUAAAUAUAUAGUAUUAAUUUUGUAGUAUACUACUAUAUGUAAAACUUUAUAAUAUUAAAUAACUAACAUUAGUGCAGUCAUGGAUUACAGUAAGCAGGCCAGUGGUGUUUCCAUAUAUAUUUUUAUUAUAUUAUCAUAGUAUGUAUAUAUAUAUAUAUAUAUAUAUUUUUUUUUUUUUUUUUCCCCCAAGUGGGAGCUUCCAUGAUCCUAAUAAAUUUGAUAAUAAUUUUAAAAAAUUCAUAAUUAUUUUAUUAAAUAAAAAUGCAGGUUGAUACAACGCACAUAAAGGCAACUUCCAUUUUAAAAAAUCGUUAGAAAGUUGUAUGGACUUACAAUCCGCUAGCUUGUUGUUUCUUGUUGCCUUUGAAAAUUACACUUGUGUGAUGGCGCUUCAAGUGUUCGUUCAUAGCCGACGUGCUACCGUGGUAUGCGAGUUCAGCUUAGCAAAGAGUACACAAAGUGGCACCCUCCAUAUUUUCCUUGAAAUUAUUCCAGGCUCUGGCAAUUCUGGUCCGCUUUUUUGGCUUUAUGCCGCUUUCACGUGUUACCAACUCUGCCCUUUUUGGAAAUUGGCGGUGUUUUCAACUCCUCACUGGCGAUCCACUUGGCUCGUUGUCGUCGGUUCGUCUGGGUUCGUCCGAUUUCCUCCUCAGGAAGGCGGCGGCUUGCAUAAAAACGCCGAGAGGUGUCGGAUGGCUCUUUAUGGAUACUUUUAUUGACCAAAACAAAAACAUGGGGCAUGAAGCCACUCAACUCGGCGCUACCCGCGCACUUUUCCAACUCACCGAUCUCGCUCCCUCUCUCUCGCUCGCCCGCCCACUUUCUUACUCUUUGCUCAAUCUGACAACGCCAGUCACAUUGAAAUAACAGCGGCCCCCUUGGGGGUGCCAGUAACAACCGCUUGUAUCGCGAGCGCCCGCCAUUCUAAACUUCAUCCGCAUGUAAUUUUUUUUAACCCGUCAUUACCCAUCGAUAGUAUGUUUUGCCCGUCGACGCAUUUACGUCUUCGAUGACGUCGACAACGUCGACUAGUCGGGACAGCUCUACAGGCGAUUGCAGUCAGGCACUGCUUGUUUUAGCAGAAACGUCAUUGGUUCAUCUAUCUGUGCUGGAUCGGCAGGAACAAAAACCACGACCCACAGCGGGCCUUUGAAAGCGGGUUGGAGACCACUGUUGUAAAUGACAACAUUACAGAAACCACAAAAGUUGAAUCAUGGGUUAAGUAGGCUGCAAUAGAGGUGCAACAAUUAAUUAUGUUGUAAAAAAUGUUUUCCAUUGUAAAUUAAGGCUGACACGCAUAAUUGACUAAUUGACAAUAAAUAACAACUAGUUUGAUGAUAGAUCAAUGGAUUAGAGAUAUUGUUGAGCCAAAAGUUUUCCAAAUACCUUUUUUAAACUUGACAGUAAAUCUUUGUUACUUUUUUUUUAUUGAGAAAACAAGUAUUUUAAUUUGGGACUUUUUUUUUUUUAUGUUAAAAAACAAAAUAUUAAAAAUAGAAGUCAUCACUUCCUUUAUUUUGAAUUCCCCCCAAAACACUGACUGAUUAAUUUAUUUCAAAGGUAUUUGCUAACAUCUGCUUUUGCUUUGGAAAAAGUGAUAUAGUUCCACAGUAUGCAGAGUCCAACUUUUUUUCAGUGCAUAGUUUUGGGAUCCAAUGUAAUCUACAACUAAAAUGUAAAAACCUAACCUAGCAGUAAAUCUUGAUUUGUAUAUGAGCUGAUGAGUCGACUCAUUGCAAAAAUAAUUGAUGAUCAAAGUAAUCAUUCGUGGCAGCCCUAUCUUAAAUACAGUGCCCUUCAUAAUUAUUGGCACCCCUGGUUAAGAUGUGUUUUUUAGUUAUUUUUUUUAAUUCAAAUAAUAUG